AUGACUCCCCGAGACACGUCAUCUCCCAUCUCUGGAAGCAGCCAGCAGCCACACUCCAGCCAGAACCCUAAGGUGUCCUCACGCCCACAUCCCAACCAGCAGCGGGUACGGCGCGCGCUGCUCUGGAAGCGUGUGCAACCGGGGACUGAGAGCUCAGCAGACGAACCUGGGGCGACUGACUUCGACAGGCUGCGGGCUCCCGUGAUCAAAGGCCAAAGAUACUUGUGGGGCAGCCCCCCUCGGCAGCCGUCCAGGUCCACCGGCCUCCGGCCGGCGCCGCACGGGUUAAGGAACUCCCCUCCCACCGCUGUGCCCCGCCCACCGCCCCGCGAGGUCACCGAGGCAGUGGUCCUCCCAGCACCCAGAGCGUCCCGGAAGUGCGCCCGGCCGGGCGGGGCGGGGCGCGGGUGCACUUCCGGCCCGCGCCCGGGCGGCCACCUCCGGCUCGGAAGGUCCCCGGUGUGCACUCCUUCAGCAGGCCUUAGGGGAAGAUGGCAGCCCUGGGGGAUGGUCAGGAGCCCCCUCAUGUCCUGUCCCCGGUCAGUUUCGAGUCACCCGGGACACCUGGAGCCCACCACCAUGAAGCCCAACUUCACCUCCACCUCCACGGUCAUCAACAUGGUACUUGCCUCCCUGCACCAUCACUGCGGGCAGGCAGCUUGCUGGGCACUGGGGCUCCUGCACCCUGGCUUCCCCAGCGGCAGCCCUGAGGUGCCCUCUGGGCCCCCUCAGGGGGCGGGGCCAUCGGACCUGGACUUCCAGGACAUGGCGGAGGCCCGGAUCUGCAGAGACACCUGCUGGUCAGGUUCGGAGUCGGAGCCAGAGCAGGCCCCGUCGUCUCCCCGCCCACACAGUCCUGAAGACGAGGUGCACCAGGCUGGGGGCGUGCUGAGGACCCUGCUGAGGAGCCUUCCCCGCAGACCCGGGGUUGGGGGCCGCUUUGGGCAGGAGCCCAGCCUGGAGCGGCCAGCAGGCCAGCCACCGAGGGCCAGGCCCCGUUCCCAGAAGAGAGGCACCUGGCUCGGUUCGCAGGGAGCCUCCGGGACGGAGGGCAGCCCGGGGCGCACGGCCGAGCUGGCAGGCAGCCUGAGCCGGGUCUCGGGCCUCGGGACCCAGCAGGGCGGCCCGCGGGGCGGGAAGCCGCACAGGUGCGAGGCCUGCGGCAAGAGCUUCAAGUACAACUCACUCCUGCUGAAGCACCAGCGCAUCCACACGGGCGAGAAGCCCUACGCCUGCCACGAGUGCGGCAAGCGCUUCCGUGGCUGGUCGGGCUUCAUCCAACACCACCGCAUCCACACGGGCGAGAAGCCCUAUGAGUGCGGCCAGUGCGGCCGCGCCUUCAGCCACAGCUCGCACUUCACACAGCACCUGCGCAUCCACAACGGGGAGAAGCCUUACGAGUGCGGUGAGUGCGGCCAGGCCUUCAGCCAGAGCUCCAACCUGGUGCGGCACCAGCGGCUGCACACGGGCGAGAAGCCAUACGCCUGCAGCCAGUGCGGCAAGGCCUUCAUCUGGAGCUCGGUGCUCAUCGAGCACCAGCGCAUCCACACGGGCGAGAAGCCCUACGAGUGCCCCGACUGCGGCAAGGCCUUCCGCGGCCGCUCGCACUUCUUCCGGCACCUGCGGACCCACACGGGCGAGAAGCCCUUCGCCUGUGGCGCCUGCGGCAAGGCCUUCGGCCAGAGUUCCCAGCUCAUCCAGCACCAGAGGGUCCACUACCGGGAGUAGCGGGCGCUGGGGACGCGGGGUAGCAGCCUGGGGUCGAGGCGGCAUUCCCGCGGCGGGCUUCAGCCUGCGCGCCCUCCUAGUUGGCACAGCCGGCAUCACGUGCCAUGUCCCGAAUAAAUUUUUUGUACUUGAUAGAGACAAGAGGAGGCCCAGGAGCUGACUUCAUCACCAUCUUGGGCUCUGUGCAGGGGGUGGUGCAGAUUGCAUGUGCAUGUGGGUCAGUAAAUAACAAAAAUGGACCUAAACCUGGA
Dama dama (fallow deer) is the source of this 1979-nucleotide messenger RNA. RefSeq names its product GLI family zinc finger 4 (gene GLI4). Gene Ontology annotation, molecular function: DNA-binding transcription factor activity, RNA polymerase II-specific; RNA polymerase II cis-regulatory region sequence-specific DNA binding. Gene Ontology annotation, biological process: regulation of transcription by RNA polymerase II. The record is from RefSeq and is a predicted model, not a curated record. The transcript is spliced from 6 exons. Bases 1 to 1728 code for a protein of 575 amino acids. Lineage: Eukaryota; Metazoa; Chordata; Mammalia; Artiodactyla; Cervidae.